AUGGCCCUCACCCGCAUCCCUCAGAACCUGCCGAUAUCCUUAACUGAGUUGGAUUUGAGAAAUAAUUCGAUUGCAUCUUUGCGUAAGUCAGAGCUCGUAAGGUAUAGGAACCUGGAAAUAUUGUCCCUAAGCUCCAACCAGAUUACUGGCAUUAAGGCUGCUGACAUUAAGCCUGGCACAUUUUCAAAUCUACGAAAUCUCCAAUUUUUGAACCUAUGCUUCAACCAGAUAACAGACAUUAACCCUGUUACCAUCUCAAGUCUGCCAAAUCUCAGAGGGCUGUACAUAGAAUUCAACAAGAUAACUGCCAUCCAAGCGGGUACACUCUCAAAUCUACCAAAGCUCACAAGUAUAACCCUAGGCUCCAACCAGAUAACUGACAUCCAACCUGGUACAUUCUCAAAUCUAACAAAGCUCACAAAGCUGUUUCUACACUCCAACCAAAUAACUGGAAUUCAGUCUGAUACAUUCUCAAAUCUACCAAAUCUACAAAAGUUGACACUUACAUCCAAUCAGAUAUCUGUCCUUCCCCAGACGCCCUGUAGGCACCACAUUCACCACCCUGUCUGUCGGCACAAGUAA
Messenger RNA from Branchiostoma belcheri (Belcher's lancelet), 582 nucleotides. RefSeq names its product leucine-rich repeat-containing protein 15-like. Bases 1 to 582 code for a protein of 193 amino acids. Gene Ontology annotation, cellular component: plasma membrane. The transcript has 3 exons. The record is from RefSeq and is a predicted model, not a curated record. Gene Ontology annotation, molecular function: protein binding. Lineage: Eukaryota; Metazoa; Chordata; Leptocardii; Amphioxiformes; Branchiostomatidae.